Messenger RNA from Acromyrmex echinatior (Panamanian leafcutter ant), 2115 nucleotides. It is a transcript of the gene Tango10, whose product is annotated as transport and golgi organization 10. The record is from RefSeq and is a predicted model, not a curated record. Lineage: Eukaryota; Metazoa; Arthropoda; Insecta; Hymenoptera; Formicidae. Gene Ontology annotation, molecular function: protein binding.
AAGAGCCGCGUAGUGUUGUAUUGAUGAUAAUGGACACUUGGAACGCAACUUGUGUCGCCGUGUGCACAAAAGUGUCUAGGGAUAUUACAAUUGGAAAGCACCCAUAGAUAUUCUAUUUUAGUGUAGACGAACCUGUAUCCCUUUUAUCAUGUAGCGCCCCUAUAUUCAAAAAGUGUGCAUAUUGAACUAUGUAGCCAUGGAUAUUUCCAACAAUUUCAACUGUUGGUUUCAGCAUAAAUUGCGAUUGACGGAGAUCACCUAUCAAAGAUAGUAAAGACAAAGAAUGUCAUUGUAAAAAUAUUGAAAAUCCUGAAUUUGAACUGCGACCAUUUCACAAAUUUACUGAAUUCAAUCCGGAUUCUAUUUUGAAGUCGUUGAUCACAAUCGUUGUUUUUUAAUACAUUUCGGUUCGAAUUCAUUAUCAGUUUGAAAUAAUGGAAGGUUCUGUGGAAACAGUCUAUUGUCCUCAAAUUUCUUUUUUGGUAAUGUUGAGCAACGAUUGAACUACAAAUACGUCGAGAAAACAUGUUCAGAUGUUACGGACUACUAUCGGGUGGAUGACAGGUACCUCAAGGAUGGAUUCCAGUAAGAGAUCAGGAGCAGUUAGUAGUACUGUUGCACAGUCUGAGAGUUCAGACUCUAUAGAGGUAGACAAUUCUCGUACAGUCCUGCUAAAGAUAGCAACACUGUAUGCAGAACGUCUUAUGAAUGAUAUUUGUCUUGUUGUGGAUGGUGUAGAAUAUCCAGCACAUCGACUAAUACUCUGUGCUUCUAGUGAUGUUUUCCAAGUAAUGCUAAUGAGUCCACAAUGGAGCGAGUCUCAGGAAAGCAGGGUAACUCUCCAAGAAACGCCACAGUGUGCACCAAUAUUCAGUGAAUUUUUGCGUUAUUUUUACACUGGUCAGAUAAGAAUAAAUCAUAGUGUUGUUUUACCCAUAUUGUCCCUAGCCGAUAAGUACAACGUCAAAGAUUUGAUAUCGUUGUGCCUUGACUAUAUGCGGAAUCAUGUUGCAUUGGCUGCUAUACAUGGCACAUUGGUAUCAUGGCUGCAAUAUACGUUGAAUUGUGGGCAUCAUGAUAUUAGUCAAGCGUGCCAAAAUUUCAUCAAGUGGAAUUUGGAGCUUGUGGCCAAGACUGCAGACUUCGGAAAUUUUGAUCUGGAUAUUCUAGUGUCCUUGUUGCAUCAAAGUAGUUUAGUUGUGAAAGAUGAAAUGACACUUUACAAGUGCCUAGAACAUUGGCUGAAUUAUCAAGCAAGUCGUUUGAGAGCACAGCUAUUGCCAGAAGAAGUGGAAGCAACAUUGUAUCAAUUGGUGAUAGCUGUGAUGUCGCCUGUUAGAUUUCCAAUGAUGUCACCGCGACAAUUGGCAGAUUUGCUAAUGUCACCAUUAACAAAAAAGUAUAAGGAGUUCUUUGUGGAACGUAUGUCUAUUGGGAUGUCUUUUCAUUCGGGACAAAUCAACAGAGUAAAAGAAGUCAGCAUGAGUGAAAAGGAUGGCGCAUUAUUGUUUGAGCCGAGAUUGUAUACUGUUGACACCUGUAGCUCAUUACUGACCAUAGAGAACUUUCACAGUUUGCCAUCUUAUCAUAUGAGGACACUUGUAUUUUCUAGUCACUCUAGUUUAGCGGAAUAUGCAGGCGAUAGAGUAUGCGAGUGGGUAGUAGAUAUCUAUCCUAAGGGUGUGUGGUUCAAGAAAUUUUUCCUUAUAGUAUGGCAGGGUACAGUGGAGAUGCCCGAACAUGUCAAGCGAUCAGUGAGAUUGUCGUUGACUUGUAAGGAGCCAUUAAAUAGUAACAUGCGUGUGAAAAUCGGAGUUUUAAUUUAUGGCUUACAAGAUGGUGUUGAGCACAUUGCAAGAGUUACCGAGAUUAUUCAUAGAUUCAGUAAGAAAGAUCGUGUCCUGAAUUUAGAUGAUCUUUUGCCGUUUGAAGAACUCAAUCCACAACAGGGCUCAGUAUCGGAAAAUGUUGUAUCUCCCUUUUUAGUGGGUCCUAAUAAAGACAUGCUCAAAUUACAUAUUGUUAUAUCGCCAGCGAAUUAACGUUUACAAAGAAAAUCUGCGAUACGAAAGUGUCACAGAAUGUCGAAAAAUAAAAGUUAAAAAUGUUUAUAUU